Messenger RNA from Neogale vison (American mink), 580 nucleotides. RefSeq names its product testis expressed 49 (gene SPMIP11). The record is from RefSeq and is a predicted model, not a curated record. NCBI's taxonomy places the organism in Eukaryota, Metazoa, Chordata, Mammalia, Carnivora, Mustelidae. The coding region runs from base 1 to 381 and encodes 126 amino acids. The transcript has 4 exons.
AUGGUGAACCUGGAAGACAUGCCCCAUUUGCUAACUACUUAUAACAAGUCUGCUCUUGUUUCAGACCAGAAGGAACUGGUGCCCACUAGGCUUCCCCCUAUUAUCCCAGAAGAUGGGAAUUGUUCCGUGCAUCAGAAUAGCCACACAAGGUACCACGAAGCUGUAAAGAAGGUGUUGUUAAAGACAUUCCCCAAUCAGGUCUUCAGAGUCCCCUUGACUGAUGCUCAGAACUUCAGCUUCUGGCGGUCCCAUGAUGCAGGUGUGUGCCCAGAGGAAACCAUGCCAUGGAUCCGAAGCCCCCGCCACUGCCUCAUCAAAAGCCCAAUGACCAGGUUCAUGGAUCACGCUGUUCUUAGUGACAGAAACUUCAGUCUAUAUUGAGCAGGAUGUGUUUACAGAAGGGCAAGAUGAACUGUGGAAGCAGGGCAAAGAAAGAGAAUGUGGGAGAAGGUGUCCUGGUUCCACUGACUGACUAAUGGGAGGAGGGGAUCACAAAAACAGAGUAAACAAAUUGGACCAGAAGUCACUUGUGUGCACACUCGUGUGCAGAGGGAAGUCAUUCUCAUGCCCAAAUUCCUGU